CCGCCGCCCGCGCUCGCCAUCUCGUGUCGACCCCAGGUUUUGCCCCAGCCUGGUCGAGGCCUGCUCGCUCGUCGACAUGUACCUUGAGCCGAUGCUCUCCAAAGACCGUUUUCAUAAACCUCUUGGGUAGCAGUAGAUGUGCAGGCGUGCUGACCAUGGCCACGGCUGCUAUCGGCACGAAGCGCUCGUAUGCUUCAAUGAACGGACGCGCGAUCGACUCUUUGCGCCCCCAGAAGCAGCUGCACGCGCCGUCGAGUUCUCCAUCCAGGACUUCUUCACCAAGUCAACCCGGAGGCCAACCCAGCCAACCCACGUCCGCCAAUGGCAUUUAUUCGCCGUCUGCGGGAAAUCGCAGUCGUCUCUUACCACGAGUAUUUGACCCAGAUGCGUCUCUCAUCAUUGUCGGCGCAAGGGGGACGGGCAAGUCCAGCUUAGGCGUCAUCGCAGCAUCAACGCUGCAGAGGAGACUGGUCGAAACCGACUUCAUCUUUCGGCACAUGACCGGCCAAUCGACCACGGCAUACCGCAAAGCGUUUGGUAGCGCCCAGUAUCAGCAAAAGGCUUUGGAAGUAUUGGAAUCUAUCCUUGAAAACCACUCCACUCAUUGCGUGAUUGUAUGUGGCCUGCUCUCACUCAGCAAAGAAGCGCAGGUGACGCUUGCUCGAUACGCGACAACACACCCAAUCGUGCACGUGGUUCGAGACAUUGAAUCCAUACAGGCUUACCUGGGGCUCGACCAGUCAAGAGUCUUGGAUAUGGUCCAUUCUGCCGAGAAGCUGUUUAGAACGUGCUCAAAUCUUGAAUUUUUCAACAUCUCGAAUGACCACGGGGAUUUGCUGCAGGAUCCAGAUGCCCUUGCUGAUUCUACUGGUAUGCCGCGUCAUUCGACACCGCAUCUAACAUUAAAGAAAGCUGAGCGCUGUUUCCUGAAGUUCCUGGCUCUCGCUACCAGCAUUCAGAAUAGCCCUGCGAUUGGUAAGGUCUUCCCAUUGUCACAGGUUGCAGUCGAAUCAAGACAUUAUACGUACGCCAUGAGAUUAUCAACACGCCAGCUGGAAAAUUCGAAGAUUGAUGCUGAGAAAUUGGAGGAGGGCGUUGACGCGUUUGAGGUCAAAGUUGACGGAGACGUUGCUUCUAUCACUGCUGUGAGCAAGGCCAUAGCGGAGCUUCGGAAACGCACAAUCGUGCCGAUCAUCUACCAUGUACCGUGGAAUCAUUUAAGCGGAGAGGAUAUUUUGCAGCGGUCUCGAUACAUCGAUCUUGUCGGUCAUGGGCUACGACUUGCAUCUGAAUAUGUCACCCUCAACCUCAUCUUGGCCGAUGAAGAUCUGACGGCUUUACUAGCUUCCAAGGGCAAAGCCAAAAUGAUUGCGCAUUUUUAUUCCGACGAUCCGGCCACACAGGAUUGGUCACAUCCGACGUGGAUAGACGCUUAUCGAAGAGCGCAGCGACUUGGUUUUGAUAUCGUUCGACUCUGUUGGCCAGCACAACGCAUGGAAGACAACUUCCAGAUUCAAGCAUUCCGCUCCCGCAUAGCUGAUUUGCCUGGACCACAUCUUCCUCUCAUCGCAUACAACACAGGACCUCUGGGACGAACUUCGGCCUGCUUUAACCCUAUACUCCAGCCAGUUACACACAAGGAAUUUAUUGAUGUUUCCGGAGAGCCUCAUAGACCAGAGAUAUCCGCUAUCGACGCUACCAAAGCUCUGUUCUCAUCAUUUGUAUUUGAGCCUUUGAAUUUUUACAUCCUCGGCGCAUCAUCUUCGUAUUCCCUAUCCCCUGCAAUGCAUAAUGCCGCUUACACGGUUUGUGGCAUGUCCCACAAAUACAAAACCUUUCAAACGUCAGAUCUCAACGAACUGCGAACUUUGAUCAAUGAUCCACAAUUCGGAGGGUGCUCCAUCAGCCUUCCCUUCAAGCUGGAGGUUAUGAAUCUUAUGCACAAUAUCAGCAGCCACGCAAAGGCCAUUGGCGCCAUCAACACUGUAAUAGCUUUACGUGAAUCAGAAACGGGUUCCAUAUCUCCAGAAAAUGUUGAAUUCUUCAAGGCCCGAAACCGAGCUGGACCCGUGAAGUCUCUCUACGGAGAGAACACAGAUUGGAUUGGCAUCCGAGCUUGCGUACGGCGUGGACUGUCUCCAGCGAAUGCUGUCUCGCCUAAAACCACCAUGCUUGUUAUAGGCGCCGGCGGGAUGGCGAGGGCGGCUAUUUAUGCGGUCCUGCAACUCGGCGUUCGGAAUAUUGUGGUAUAUAACCGUACGAAGGUUAAUGCCGAGAAGCUAGUUGCACACUAUCAAGGGCUAUUUGAGGACAAAAUGAAAGGUCGUCCAAGUCCUCUAGGAAUAUCGAUGCGUAACGAUACGCAAUUACAAUUCCAUUGUCUGUCUUCGACUGACGAGCAAUGGCCUGAAGGAUUUUCACAGCCGACGAUUGUUGUCUCUUGUAUCCCAACACAUCGCAUAGGAGAUGUUCCCUCUCCUGAAUUCGUUCUUCCCGAGCAUUGGCUUCAAAGCCCCACUGGAGGUGUGGUUAUGGAGGUUGCUUACCGCAACAUCCGCACCCCAUUAUUAGAGCAGAUCCGAAGCAAAGCUGCGCAAGGCUGGGUAACCAUGGAUGGACUCGAUCUGCUUCCUGAGCAAGCAUUUGCUCAAUUCGAGCUAUUUACUGGACGGCGUGCUCCGCGCAGAUUGAUGAGAGCUGAGGUACUAAAAGGUUAUCGCGAUGAGCAUGGACGGCCGGAUCCCGAGCUUAUCGAGAGAAGACUGGCGCAGAUCAACGAUCAAGACCCGUGACCGGGGAUUUGUUGACUUACAAGAGCGCGACUCUGCGCUUUUUUCUUGCUACCCACUACGAACAUAUCAAAAUGACAUAUAUCAAGUUCAUUUUCGCGCCUUCACAUCACUGUUCGUAAUUUUCGAGCUCCCAAUGCGAAUCUGGUAUUGUCCCGCAUAUGUAGAGAAAAUCUCACCCUUGUCGGAUGUUGCUGGCUGACUUGCUGCACUUGACAUCAGAAUGUACGGGAAACGGUUUGGGAACGAGAAAAUCUGGUCCUGGGGAGUUUAAAUCUAACCAUAAUGCUUAAUUGACGCUACGUGCUUUGAAAUUUCGACGUUUUUCUAUGGGUAUAU
Molecule: messenger RNA, 3128 nt
Organism: Verruconis gallopava
Lineage: Eukaryota; Fungi; Ascomycota; Dothideomycetes; Venturiales; Sympoventuriaceae
Exons: 2
Coding region: 156-2792 (878 amino acids)
Biological process (GO): chorismate biosynthetic process
Molecular function (GO): 3-dehydroquinate dehydratase activity; 3-phosphoshikimate 1-carboxyvinyltransferase activity; shikimate 3-dehydrogenase (NADP+) activity
Source: RefSeq, a predicted model, not a curated record